Messenger RNA from Abrus precatorius (Indian licorice), 2821 nucleotides. RefSeq names its product mitochondrial import inner membrane translocase subunit TIM17-2-like. The record is from RefSeq and is a predicted model, not a curated record. The transcript has a single exon. Gene Ontology annotation, biological process: protein import into mitochondrial matrix. Gene Ontology annotation, molecular function: transmembrane protein transporter activity. Lineage: Eukaryota; Viridiplantae; Streptophyta; Magnoliopsida; Fabales; Fabaceae. Bases 110 to 724 code for a protein of 204 amino acids. Gene Ontology annotation, cellular component: TIM23 mitochondrial import inner membrane translocase complex; mitochondrial inner membrane.
GAAUAAAGGAAAAUUUUUGAACUAAGUUUCUUUGUUUCAAUUUUUGGGAGGUUCUUCACAGAGCCAACGCCAGAGUGUUCCGAAAACCGGAACCCUAAACAGAGAGAGCAUGGGAACCCCAGAGACGUCACGAGAACCAUGCCCUGAUCGGAUUCUCGACGACAUAGGAGGCGCGUUCGGUAUGGGUGCGGUCGGUGGUUCCGCCUUUCACUUCCUCAAAGGUCUCUACAACACCCCCAAAGGUGAUCGUCUCAUCGGCGCUUCCCAAGCCGUUCGUCUCAACGCCCCUCGAGUUGGCGGAAGCUUCGCCGUAUGGGGCGGUCUCUUCUCCGCCUUUGACUGCACCAUGGUCUAUGUUCGCCAGAAAGAGGAUCCAUGGAACUCCAUCGUCGCCGGCGCCGCCACCGGCGGUUUCCUCUCCAUGCGCCAGGGCUUAGCCGCCUCCGCUCGCUCCGCCGCUUUCGGCGGCGUCAUUCUUGCUCUAAUCGAAGGCGCCGGCAUCAUGCUCAACAAGUUCCUCAGCGCGAAUCAGCCUAUGCCGAUCAUCAUGGAGGAGCCGCCGCCGUCGACGACGACGACAGAUUCUGCUUCGGCGGGGCCGUCGUGGCUCGGAGGGUUGUUCGGCGGAGGGAAGAAAGAGGGGGGAAGUACUAUCGGGGAAAGCCAGACGAAGAUUCUAGAAAGUUUCGAUGCGCCUCCUGUUCCCAAUUUUGAGUAUAAGUAAGCGAGGUUGGUUUUAGGGUUAGGGAAUUUUGUGGCGGAAUGAAGAAUUAUUGAAUUUGUUGAUGAAUUGAACCUCACUACUUGAUGAUUGUCUAUCGUAUCAUAAAUUUGUUUCCUGUUUCCUAAAUUUUUUUGUUCACUAUAAUGUAUAAUUUAAGUAUAGCGGUAGACUCGACUUAAUUAUACGGUUUUUUGUCACAAUAAUGUGUAAUUAGUGUUAGUGUAAUCGUGAAAGUUUAAGAUGUUCCCUUUCACUUGAAACAGAAGUUAUGUUCAUUCGAUUCGAUUUCUGUGAAUGUGUUGUGUCUUCACUGUUUACACCUUGACAACAUUGAGUUUCAUUUCACUUCACUAAUCACUGGAUCAUUGAUUGAGAAAAUUGGUGUAAAUUAUGAGUUUAGUAUUGACUGGCAUCCGAUCAAAUGUUUUUUAUUUAGGUUUUAAAGCAAAACGUGAAGGAACUGAGUAUCCUUGUAUAGGAUGAAAAUAAUGCUUUGCUGAUUUUAAAUAUUGAUCAUCAAGCCCACAUUGAUCAUAUAUUCUUUUACUUUCCUUAGACUUGGCUCAAUUUAGAGGAUUCAAAUUUCUUUCAUAAGUAGACUCUGGUUUCGUGCCGGCAUAAUUUUCCGGCUACAAUGGUCAAUGGGGUUCUGAUGAAUCCACAAUCGUUAGCUUGGAACAAUGGCCCACGGGCUCGAUUACUGUUGUGACUGGUGGCCUACAAGCUGUGUUUAAUUUGGUUUGGAGUAAACACUCAAUUUAGUUCUUGAAAAUAAUUACUGAUUUUAAUUAGGUCUUCGAAAAAAUAAAUGCAAAAUAGUUUACAAGAUGUAAGGGGUCAUUUUUUUCUUUUCUAAAUACAUCUUAAAACUGUAAAAUGCACGCCAUUUUAAUUCUCGGCAAAAGCUAUUGUUGACCCACUCUCUAGAAAUGUUAAAUAGAUGAAAGAACAUUAGUUUCACGUUUGUAAUUUUGAAAGAUUAUUUGGUAACUAGUUUUUUAGAGAUUAAGUUGGGUUAAAUGACUUUUUUCUUUUCUUUUCAGAAAUUAAAUUCAGUAUUACUCUUCAUUUUAGAGUCAUUAGCAGCAUUGUAGUAGUACCCAUUUAGGAUAUAUUCUUAAAAAAAUUAUCGAGUAUUCUCAAAAGGUAAAAGUCACCCCUGAAUUUUGAGGCUCCAAUAAAUUUUUUAAACAAGAGGCAAAAUGAGAGAGUACUGUGGUAACGAUGGGCAGGACUAGAUUUGGUUAAAAAACAGAGAACUAAACUGUCUUUUUCCCCCCUUUUCUUUUUAACAGAGGCACAACCAGUUCACAAACCGCACAGGAUUUUGAAACACCCAGUUGUCCCAAUACCCGGUUUUAAAUUCCAUUAAGAAAACACCCCCUCUCACCUCCUCAAGAAACCGUUCCUUUGUAAAUUCUCACUUUCAUCUUGAUAGAUAUUGUUCAGAUUCUUCAGAAAGUAGAACUUAGUAGAUAGAUAGAAGGAAGGGAAUAUCCUCUUCCUAGUUGUGCAGAUAGAUAAUUGCUUUGUUUUUUGAAACUUACCCAACAUAAUUCUCUCAACAAGUCAAUUUUGACUUCUUUGUACAUCUGUAGCAACCCCUUACAUGAAGUUAAAAUGUACAAUUUGAUGAAUUUAUGAACUCAAAAAAAUUAAAAAACAUUGCAUACAUUAUUUAUAAUAGGAGUUGUUUCUUGAAUUUUAGCCUUGAAUUAAUCAUUGAGAACGCUUUAUUUUAUUGUAUUGUUUUCAAAGAAUUACAACUACACGUAAUCAAUUGUUUCACAGUUUGUAAGAUAAAAAAAUAAUAUACAAAUAACAUACAUUUCACAAAUUUUUAGUAAAUAAGUUGGUACUUGUUUAUUUUAAAUUUAGUAAAAUUAAUUUAAAUUAUUGAACAUGAUCGAGACAAGUAUUUAAAAUAUUUUUAGUCAGAAAUUUUACAUUAAAAUGUAGUAUGUGAUAUUGACUUUUAUGUUUGAUUUUUUUUAGAUCACGGGUAUAAAAUUCACAUUAUUAAUACAUAAAAGAACACACAAUUUCGCAAAACAUUUUUUUUAUUUGUAUGAAUUUCACAUUAUUUUAAGCGUGUUU